GCUGGAAAAAAGCGGCAUCCAGGAGCUUGUGCAUAUAUACAUCAUGAAUCGAUCGAGCUUUUACAUGAUACUUUUCUUGGUGUCGCUGCUCUUCAUUAGCUUCUCGGAUGACGAAGCGAGUCGUGCGGGUAGGCGGACCGUCGAAGAAGUACUUCACGCACUACAGCACGACAAAGAACUGCUGACCAACGUCACUUUGGGGGUCAAUGUGUCGCAUCCAUUUCCUGAAGCAUUGCAACCGCAACUCGAAGAAUUGGCUUCCAUACGAUAUCCAGACCAUACGCCUCACUUUUAUCACAACGUUACAGGUGUCUUUAGAGGUCAGUGAAAAAAAAAACGGUCAUUACGACCUUGUUGACGGGUGUGAACAAUUAAACUAUGCAACAUGCUGUAUAGGCGAUUGGACGAGCCAGAACCUUACUGUACCGGAUGCGGAUACGUCGAAUCGAACCUUGCAGGACGAUUACCGUGGUCACUUUCAGUUUGACGGCAACGGCUCAUUCACUCUCAACAUAAAAUCGGUAGCAACGCAGAAAGAAGAUAUCAACUAUAUCGAGGGAUACAUGCGUCUGAAAGAUGCCGAGAAAAGCGAUUACGGAGCCUUGCUGCUGGCAGAAGGUCUUCACUUUCUCAACAACGGCACACUCUAUCUAAUGGGUGUACCAGAUGGGGUUCGACUUCCGUUGGAAGACUUGAUUCAAAUGUUGCCCAACAAUCAAUCGGCUACCGACGGUAUCACGGUGUUUGUGGAACAGCUUGAUAAGAGUAUUGAAGAAUUGGAAAAGAUGGCUUAUUGGGGAGAACGACAAAUCUUUCCCGAAAGCAAUGAACAACCGCUUUCGGUAGCCUUUAAUUGCUCGUUUCAAAUGGUGAUGCAGCUGCAUCCUGUACCCCCUCACAUCAAGAUGGCCCAAUUACUAGAAUAUGAAAAACAAUUGGAGAAUCCUCAAGGCAUCAGCACCAUUCAUCCUCCUCCGUUACACCUGUCUUCCCUUCUCUACUCUCCCAAUUGCGGUCUUUCACUCUCAAUAUCCAAGAGUUCGGGUAUCAAGAUUGAAAAGUACUACAGCAAAGCAAUCGCUUAUGCGGGCAUGGCAAUUGCUUUGGCGCUUACCCAGAUCAUUUUGUUGAUUCACCAAAUGGAAUAUACCCCUACACCUUCGAGUGUUUCCAAUAUAUCGUAUUGGACGAUUGCGAUCCAGGCAAUGAUGGAUGGUUAUCUCUGUCUUCUCCAUUUAACCACGGGCAUCGUUAUCGAAAAUGUGUUCAUCCCUUUUGCUUCAGCUGCGUUUUUCAGUUUUAUUCUUGUCUCGGUGUUUGGAAUGCGGUACCUCCUUGUGAUCUGGAGGAUACAGAGACCGGAAGCUUUGCGUGCCAGUCAAACCCAGCCAACAGCGGACACGGCCAAUGAUCGUCCGGCCGCCACGGAACCGGAUGAACAAACAUUGUUGCCGAUUGCUAACCGACCUGCGCCCACGCCGGCUCCCAUGAAUCCUCAACGGGAAGCGACCUAUCUGUAUUACCGACUGUAUGCGGUGGCUCUCUCGGGACUUUUCCUGUUUUACCAGCUGGCGACUCGAUCGGCAUUUGUUCAGAAUGUCAUGAUCUCGAUCUUAGGAUUCGCUUUCUUCUCGUUCUGGGUCCCUCAGAUCGUACGAAGUGUAUCGCGAGGUUGCCGUCGCCCAUUAAGCAAACGAUACAUCGUUGGUAUGAGCAUCACCCGACUGGCCAUUCCCGUCUAUUUUCAUGCCUGUCCCUACAACCUGAUAGCACACGAGCCUACGCCAUGGAUCUGGGCACUGGUGGCGUAUGUCGGUUUGCAGGUCCUUGUUUUAUUAUUACAAGAUACCUUGGGUCCACGGUUCUUUGUGCCCGAACGUUACCUUCCUCAAACAUACAAUUACCAUCCGUUACUCAAUCCUGACGACGAGGAAGCACUGCAAAAUGAAGAAACCGAUCGCAACAAAUCUGCCUUGCGGACGCGCGAUUGUGCUAUUUGUAUGCUUCCUGUAAAUAUAUCAAAUACAGGGUCGACCGGAUUGCGUGUGCUUGGUCGGACGCAGUACAUGGUCACACCAUGCCACCAUCUAUUUCAUACCGAAUGCUUGGAACAGUGGAUGCGCAUCAAACUGGAAUGUCCCGUUUGUCGAGCCUACCUUCCCGCAUGUUAAACCUGUGUUUAAUUUCACAUCCCCUUUCAGAAUAUUACCAUUUUUUUGUUACCAUACCGUUUUCUCUUUUCCCCUGUUCCCAUUCAUGGAAAAUCGAUUUCAUUGCUACAUAUUAUCUACUGCAUCCUGUUGAUCAUUCGUGAUUCCUCGUCUUGUUAUCCCUCUUUUCCCUUUCUUUUGCCUCUCACAAAACUGAUUUACUGCAUAAAAAUUAUUGAUUCACUAUGAAAAAUGAAGAGUG
Messenger RNA from Radiomyces spectabilis, 2412 nucleotides. RefSeq lists its product as uncharacterized. The record is from RefSeq and is a predicted model, not a curated record. The coding region runs from base 207 to 2171 and encodes 654 amino acids. Lineage: Eukaryota; Fungi; Mucoromycota; Mucoromycetes; Mucorales; Radiomycetaceae. The transcript has 11 exons.